CGUGGUAUUGACAUAAAACCUUUCCAAGAUUCAUUCUCCUAUCCAUUGUUGUAUUGGGUGUGCUAAUGCCAUAGCUACCCUAUAAAUUCCAACCAUUGCACUGAAUGUAAUUUCCAAAAUGUCAGAGCUUCCCUCUCAUGCCUCCCCAUGCCUCUCCCCGCGGCCCCUCCGUCCAACUAAGCCGACGGCCACCAAAUACUCACUUCCCGAAGGCCUGAACAAUGCGCGUACAUCCUCUCCCUCUUCACCGACCCGCGAUCGAUCGCUCAGCGACGGCAGCACCCAAAGUACGCACGACUACCUCGAAAUCCCCAGUCAAACGAACACUCCUACGAUACCACACUCCCUUAUUUCACCCGCUUUCACCCCUCCAGCUACCCCUUACAGCCUCACAAAUGCUUAUCUGCCGACCAAGUUGUCGUCAUCGACAACAGAGUAUAGAGAUCGCAUGAUCAAUACGAAGCCACCCAAAUUGCUACCACGCCUACCAAAGGUUGAAUGUAUCGUUCGUGCGCGUAUCCCGACAACGGGGGGUGCGGAAAUGUUUCUGCAUCUCUAUCACAAUGAUGUGGAUAAUAAGGAACACUUGGCAAUCGUGUUUGGAAGCUCGAUUCAGAGCCGGAGUUUGAAUAGAGUGCGACCCGGGGAGACGGAGAUGGAUCGCAUGAUUCGUGGGGCGUAUGUGGGGAGAUUGUAUCCGGGGAGGCAGAAUAGCAGGGUUGAUGGAGGAAUGGUUGACAGAAAAAGCUCGUAUGGCUCUCAGGGAGCUGCGCGGAAGGAGUCUUCAACGGGUGGCGUGGAUUCCCUGGGGCAGGUGGUGGAUGGGCCAGUGCAGAAGAAUGAAAUGGCAGAUCAGAGCAAGCAGAUACCGGCACAAGUUCCUCUUGUCAGAAUACACUCAGAAUGCUACACAGGCGAAACCGCGUGGUCGGCACGGUGUGAUUGUGGAGAGCAAUUAGAUGAAGCAGCAAGAUUAAUGUCGGAGGCCACUUCAUCCUAUGCGCAGAGCGCCGGUGGCGUGAUUAUAUACCUACGCCAGGAGGGCCGUGGCAUUGGCCUGAGCGAGAAGCUGAAGGCAUACAAUUUGCAAGAUCUGGGGAAUGACACCGUUGAGGCCAAUCUUAUACUUCGACACCCUGCAGAUGCUCGCAGCUAUGGUUUGGCAACCGCGAUGCUUGUGGAUCUCGGGCUGGGAGCUGACUCCCAGAACAAUAAUGGGAUUCGUUUAUUAACGAAUAACCCGGAUAAAGUCAUUGCUGUUGAAGGUCCCAAUCGUGAAGUCAUUGUGAAGGAGAGAGUUCCCAUGAUCCCGCUGGCAUGGCGAUCAGGCGGACAGAAAGGCAUCCGGAGUUCGGAAAUUGAGGAGUAUCUGAGGACUAAAAUCGGGAAAAUGGGACAUAUGCUCGAGUAGCCCUUUCAUACCCAGUUGGAAUCGAGUAUCUCUAUUGCAGUUCUUGAGAGUUCUAUAGCGGUAUGAAUAACCUUAUGCUCAUCUCUUUGCUCCAUUGUUAUAUGGAUGUUUGCAUCAGGCAGUGUUAUAGCCCGAUUUUUGUUGAAUGAUCAUCCCCUUUCCGCAUUAUGGACGUAAAUACGAUAUAUAUGAUACCGCUAUAUCCGCUUGCAUCGAUGAUUUUUGUUUCCUUGCCUCCUUCCUCACUAUUUCCGUUUUUUUUUUUUUUUUUGCUUUUUUUGUUGGUUGGAUUCGCGAUAUACUUAUCAUCACGUUUCAAGCGCAUUUCAACUUUCACUUCACUGUAUAUCCAUGUGCCUUGACGUUUUCCCAACUUCUAGCAUAUAGAUAUGGAUUUAGUAGCAAUAAAUGAGUUCUCCGAUACGCGUAAUGUAUAC
This is a messenger RNA of Histoplasma capsulatum G186AR, 1848 nucleotides long. Its product is annotated as GTP cyclohydrolase II. Gene Ontology annotation, biological process: riboflavin biosynthetic process. Gene Ontology annotation, molecular function: GTP cyclohydrolase II activity. The transcript is spliced from 2 exons. The record is from RefSeq and is a predicted model, not a curated record. Lineage: Eukaryota; Fungi; Ascomycota; Eurotiomycetes; Onygenales; Ajellomycetaceae. Bases 119 to 1411 code for a protein of 430 amino acids.